AUGGAAGAAGAGAUAGCCGCUGGCAGAACAUUAAAGGAGUUGGCUGCCCUUAAUUUUAUUCAGCAGCCUUUGUGUAUUCAGUACCCUACUUUAGAUGUUGCUUUUGAACUUAAGUCUGGUCUAAUUCACUUGUUGCCUACAUUUCGUGGUCGUGCAGGUGAAGAUCCAAAUAAACAUCUAAAAGAGUUCCACGUAGUCUGUUCAAGCAUGAAACCGACAGGGGUGAUAAAGGAGCAGAUUAAGUUGCGAGCUUUCCCUUUUUCAUUGGGGGAUGAUGCAAAGGAUUGGCUCUAUUAUCUACCAUUGGGGAUAGUCAUAACAUGGAACGAGAUGAAAAGGAUGUUUUUAGAAAGAUAUUUCCUAGCCUCCAGAGUUGCCACCAUUAGGAAAGAGAUAUGUGGUAUAAGGCAAUAUAAUGGAGAGACAUUGUAUGAAUAUUGGGAGCGAUUCAAGAAGCUAUGUGCAAGUUGUCCUCCCCACCAGAUAAGUGAUCAAUUGUUAAUUCAGUAUCUCUAUGAAGGAUUGCUGCCUAUGGAAAGAAAAGUGAUAGAUGCAACAAGUGGAGGUGCGUUGGUGGAUAAAACUCCCGAAGCUGCCAAACAUUUAAUCUCAAACAUGGUUGCCAAUUCCCAACAGUUUGGUACAAGACAUGAUGCACCACCCAAAAGGGUGAAUGAGGUAAGUACAUCUUUCAUUGAACAACAACUAUCUGAUCUUGCCUCUCUUGUUAGACGAUUAGCUGUAGGGAAUGCACAACAGGUAAAAGCUUGUGGGAUAUGUUCGACAAUGGGAUACCAAAGAGACAUGUGCCCAACACUUCAAGAGGAAGGGGCUGAGCAGGUUAAUGUAGUAGGAAACUUUCCUGGACCACCAAGGCAGUAUGACUCCAACACGUACAAUCCAGGUUGGAGGGAUCAUCCAAAUUUCAGUUAUGGAGGAAAUAGACAAGUAGGAGUUGGACAGAAUUGCUUCUAG
This is a messenger RNA of Pistacia vera, 975 nucleotides long. RefSeq lists its product as uncharacterized. The transcript has a single exon. Bases 1 to 975 code for a protein of 324 amino acids. NCBI's taxonomy places the organism in Eukaryota, Viridiplantae, Streptophyta, Magnoliopsida, Sapindales, Anacardiaceae. The record is from RefSeq and is a predicted model, not a curated record.